Molecule: messenger RNA, 2116 nt
Organism: Ectocarpus siliculosus
Lineage: Eukaryota; Phaeophyceae; Ectocarpales; Ectocarpaceae
Source: the annotation of a GenBank genome assembly
GCGUGCUCUCGUGCUCUCCCCUCUGUCCUCUUACCCCGCUCUCUCUCUCUCUCCAUCUCUCUACGCUGUGUUGACGACGGUGCCGCACGCCCCAUGGCUUCAUGAAGACCGGAAAUCUCGCAGUUCAUAUCGUGUUCCUGCUUGCGCUGCGCUUACUCUGGACAAACGCUUUCAUCAGCCCCCAUUGCCCAUCGUCCCAUCAGCAGCAAUCUUUGACUCACUGCACUGCCCUGCGCCCGCUGCACGAGGCGUCGACAACCCUCGCGUUAUCACCGACCAGCAGGACUCGCGGGGAACAUCAAACCAGCAGCGUUAACGUGUUUACCCCUGCGGCGAACGGGCUAGGUUUGCACCGGAAGAAGGGCGACGCCGGCGGCGGCAUCAGCAGCAGACCAGCAACUAUGCUGGGCGCGUGGCGAUGCUCGGGGAACACGAACGCGGAGCUCGUCAAGAACCUCGUCGACUCUAGCCUCGUGCGCUCGGCGAGGGUGGUCAAGGCCAUGGAGACCACCGAUCGAGGCUUCUACACCCCUCAAGAUGCCUACGAGGACAGGCCUCAGCCGAUCGGCUUCCGGGCCACCAUCAGCGCGCCGCACAUGCACGCCCACGCGCUGGAGGUGCUCUCGCCGGCCAUACCGAUGGACGGGGGUCGGGUGCUCGACGUUGGCGUCGGCUCCGGGUACCUCGCGGCAGCCUUGUCUAGGAUGGUUGGAGCGGGUGGGGUGGUGUACGGACUGGACUACAUCCAGCAACUGGUGGAACUGUCCAGAACAAACCUCGACAAGGACGACAGCACCAUGCUAUCCUCAGGGAGAGUCGUCUUGAAGACCGCGGACGGAUGGAGAGGGUGGCCCGAGAACGGUCCGUACGACGCGAUUCACGUCGGAGCGGCGGCGGAGAGCAUCCCCAUGGACCUCGUCGCUCAGCUAAAGGUCGGGGGCCGCAUGGUUGUGCCGGUCGGGCCCCCGUCGGAGACGCAGAUGCUCGUGCAGGUGGACCGUGUCAAGGAUACCGGGCCGGUCUCCGAAAGCUUCGCUACCGAAGGCCUCAUGUCCGUCGUUUACGUUCCUCUUGUCAACAGCAGCACCACCACGUGAACACUCCUUGCGGAGAUUUCAUGGUUUUUGUUGCAGUGUCCCCAGCCUUGCGUGCCAUUCGAUGCCACAAACUGACCGAGCGCAUCGCUGUAUGUUUUAUGACGUGAUGCGUGUGAGGAGUGUAGGAGCUGCAAUCGAACGCGGCGUGGGGGUUGUGUCGAGCUCCUGAAACGCAUCACCAUCAUCCUUCGUAGUGUCCGUCAAGGGUAGAGUAGCAUAUUACCCAUCCACCGGCAACAGCAACAAGUUGGGGGAGCACCGCUGCUGUGGGUGUGAUUUUUUUUCAUGUUGGAUACAUGAAUAGUCUCGACGUUUAUGUGGAUUGCUCGAGCAUCGCUGCUGUGCUUGCUGCUGUUCUUCUCCUCGAAUAGAUACACCCAUAGCAGGAAACGUUGCUGUAUCGCAGCGAUGAUGGUGCUUGUCGGUGCGACUUUUUUUCUUUUUUAUUUCCAUCGGGGCGGACCGUGCGUGUUCGGGUGCAUGAGUUCCCGCAGGCGCUGUUGUAUGUUUUUUUUUUACGUCUAUGGUAUUUUUUUACGUCGGAGGUGUCUACCGCGCAAGCAAUAUCCUUCUCCAGGGCCAGUUGUUGCGGCCGCUCGGUGCAAUGUACGCUGUCCGGAAUAUGCAUGGGGGAGACGGAGGAUAACCGGAGGGGGGGGCGUAGCGCGGCGCGUCGUACAGAUAUGAGUGUGAGACGACUUUUUUUGCAGCCACCACUUGACCACUCUCAACAAGGGGACGCGUCGUGUUGUGCUUGGUGGGUAUGGGAAGGGGUUGGGUACGAGAGUGCGUGUUUGGGUCUAUAGGUGAUAGGGCCGAACUGAAAGCACGUGCUAAGUCUAGAUCAAGACUACUGCUUAUUCUAGCUGUAGACGCUACAACAGCAAAGAUAAGUUGGUGAACGUUCUAUGCCGACAAGCCACGAACCCCGCCGGAAUCUUGUGUUUUGCGUGCCCAAUGUUGUGAAAGUGCCAUCCCGCUGCUCGUUGUGUCCUCUUUCGCCCUUGCGAUGGCAAACG